UGGUGUGCGUUUGCUGAGAGAGAGAGAAAGUUAGAGAGAGAGAGAGAGAGACGAUGUUGAGACAUAAAUAUUCAUAAUUCAUACAAGAAGACAUCUUUUUAAUUAAAAAAAAAAUACUUGUUUUUAGUUCUCUCUUUCGAGAAGGCGAUUGCAGAGAACAACAGCACUCUCCCACUACAAAUUAAGAGCAACAAAGAGAUAGACAAGGAGAGAAAGAGAAAGAUAGAGAGAGAAACGACAGCCUCAGAAACAGCAGACAGAGAGAGAAAGAAAAACAAUUCAAGAUUCAAGAGUGUGUUUUUUUUUUUUUUUUCCUUUUAAUUUUUUUUUAUCUUUUCUUUCUAGAAUCCCACAGAAGAAGAAAACGAUGUCUGAGGGCUUCCCACCCUUUUACAGCCUGCAACUAUAAGAGAGAGAGGUGCGAGAAGGAGGAGAUAGAUGAUGAUGAAGAAGAUAGAGAUAGUGAUAUGGGAAUAGCCACACCAGCAGUCCCUCCGGUUACCUCUCACUCCAAAGGCUACAAUUCUCUACAGUUCGUGGGCAAGCAACACCUCUCAAUUUCUAUGUCCCAAGAUUAUCAUCAAGGAAUCUUCAGCUUCUCGAAUGGAUUCGAGAGAUCACAGCAGGAGCAGCAGCAGCACCAUAUAGCCCAGCAGAUCCGCCGCGACAAGCUCCGCGUCCAGGGCUUCGAGCCGCCGCUGGUCGGUAUGGACGAGGAGGAAUCCACCGGCCUCCCCGUCUACGAGACCGCCGGUAUUCUAUCGGAGAUGUUCAGCUUCCCCUCCGCCGGCGGCGCCACCGCCACCGAAUUGCUCGAGAGCCAGAUUCUGCAGAGCUACCGGAAUCCGCGGGGCGGGGAGUGGUUCCCGCCGCGGCAAGGGAUGGUCGUGGGCGGGGAUUUAGGCGAAUUGAAGAACCAAAAUCAUCAGCAUCAUCAACCUCAGCCGCAACCGCAACCGCAGCAGCAUCAGAUUCCGAGCAUUAAUGCCGACGCGGCCAUGCAGCUUUUCCUGAUGAACCCUCAGCAGCAGCGGCAGCAGCGGUCGCCGUCGCCGUCGCCUUCUCAUCCGCCGCCGCCCUCGCAAUCCACCUCCUCCACUCUCCACAUGCUGCUGCCGCACCACUCCUCGUCGUCGUCCUCGGCCGCCCUCCACCACGGCGGCGGAUUCGGGCAAUUCACGUGGCUCCCCAACAGCGGCAACGAGAGCAACCCUAGCGACAUCCCCGGGGGAGUCGUGGAGGGGCAAGGGCUCUCGUUGUCGCUGUCGUCGUCGCUCCAGCACCUCGAGGCGGCGAAAGCCGACGAGCUGAGGAUGGGGGAAGGGAACAUGCUCUUCUUCGGGCAAGGCUCGGCUCCGGCGCAGUACCACAUGAAGAGCCUCGGCGCCGGCGGGGGAGGAGCGAUGCCCUCCUCCUCCUACGGCGCCGUGAAUAUGCUCCGCAACUCCAAAUACGCGAAGGCGGCGCAGGAGUUGCUGGAGGAGUUCUGCAGCGUCGGGAGGGGCCACUUCAAGAAAAACAAGCUCCGGAGGCAGAAUAACAACGACGGAAACCCUAAUUCCAACCCCAACGGCGGCGGCGGCGGCGGAAACUCCUCCUCCUCGUCUAAAGAUAAUCCGCCCUUAUCCGCGGCGGACAGGCUCGAGCAUCAGAGGAGAAAGGUCAAACUAUUAUCCAUGCUUGACGAGGUGGACCGAAGGUACAACCACUACUGCGAGCAGAUGCAGAUGGUGGUGAACUCAUUCGACAUGGUGAUGGGGUUCGGCGCGGCGGUGCCGUACACCUCCCUCGCGCAGAAGGCGAUGUCCCGCCACUUCCGCUGCCUCAAGGACGCCAUCGCCGCCCAGCUCAAGCUCAGCUGCGACCUCCUCGGGGAGAAGGACGCCGGCACCUCCGGCGUCACUAAAGGCGAAACGCCCCGGCUCCGGAUGCUCGAUCAGAGCCUCCGUCAGCAGCGGGCGUUUCACCAGAUGGGAAUCAUGGAGCAGGAAGCAUGGCGGCCGCAAAGGGGCCUCCCCGAGCGAUCGGUCAACAUUUUGAGGGCUUGGCUUUUCGAGCAUUUUCUCCACCCGUACCCAAGCGAUGCAGAUAAGCAUCUGUUGGCCCGACAGACUGGUCUAUCGAGAAACCAGGUCUCGAACUGGUUCAUUAAUGCGAGGGUCCGGUUGUGGAAACCCAUGGUGGAGGAGAUGUACCAGCAAGAAGCCAAAGACGAGUCUGGCAACGAGCAAGAGCGGGACCAAAGCAGCGGCAGCGCACAGACUCCAACGCCUCACACCGCCACCACUUCCGCUACCACCGCAAUUACUCCUCCGCCACCAAACCGAUCCGACUCUGCGCACGACAACGACCCUUCAUUCGUCGCAAUUAAUACGCACUGCUUCACGGAUAACCACGCCACCAACGCCGCCGCCGACGACAUGCCGCCGCCCGCCGCGGAUGCGCUCGUAAGGUUCGGCGCCAAUGCCGGCGACGUCUCGCUCACGCUCGGCCUGCGUCACGCCGGAAACUUGCCGGAGAAGAGUCCCUUCUCUGUUAGAGAUUUUGGGGGCUGUUGAUUAAUUAUUAUUUUUUUUUUUAAGAAAAAAUACCGGUGCUUUUAAUAAGAAAUUAAACCCUUGUUGCUUUUUUUUUGUUUUUUUUUUUUUUUUUUUGUCUCAUGUUAGUGUUUUUUUUUUUUUCUCUCACUUUUUCUCUACCUAGAGAAACAUAUAAUGAGAAUGGUAGAAACUCAUGAUAGCAAGGUUUACGAGGUUUAUUAUAAUUGUAUAGUUGAAAGUUUUGCACACCUUUGUUUUUCCUCUUCUGGUAUUUGAACGUUACCUGCAAACCUUGUAUUUCUAUUUUAAUGAAAAUUAUAUGGUAUUACUAUGUCA
Messenger RNA from Salvia miltiorrhiza (redroot sage), 2876 nucleotides. Its product is annotated as BEL1-like homeodomain protein 4. Gene Ontology annotation, biological process: regulation of transcription by RNA polymerase II. NCBI's taxonomy places the organism in Eukaryota, Viridiplantae, Streptophyta, Magnoliopsida, Lamiales, Lamiaceae. The transcript has 5 exons. Bases 468 to 2558 code for a protein of 696 amino acids. The record is from RefSeq and is a predicted model, not a curated record. Gene Ontology annotation, molecular function: RNA polymerase II cis-regulatory region sequence-specific DNA binding; DNA-binding transcription factor activity, RNA polymerase II-specific.